UAACGAUCCUGAUACUGAAUAUUUUCCCGAAGACCUAAUUGACAAUAUUCCAUUGGAUAGUGACUACAGUGAAGAAGACUAUCCAAAAAUUCAGAAAACAAUUUCUGAUUCAAUUUCUUUGACUUUGGUAUUGGAAGUUGGCGUAACAUUUUUUAUUUAG
Molecule: messenger RNA, 160 nt
Organism: Funneliformis caledonium
Lineage: Eukaryota; Fungi; Glomeromycota; Glomeromycetes; Glomerales; Glomeraceae
Source: the annotation of a GenBank genome assembly